AUGGCGGAUGAAAUGCCAGCAGCUAGUCUUGUCGCAACUGGCAAGAAACGAAUCCCAAAAGCGUGCGGCUCCUGCCGUGCUUCCAAGGUCAGGUGCGAUGGGCAAAGACCUUGUUCCCGUUGUCAACACCUGAGGAAAAUCUGCAUCUUUGCCGAAAGACCUCAAGACCCUAAUGAAUUGAGAAUUCAAAGUCUACAAACAGAAGUGCAACUGCUGAAGAACAGGCUCGAUAACCAGCAACAUGGAGGUCAUGUAGCUUCCCACCUUUCCACAGCGCCUGCCACGAAUACCUCUCCUUUAAGUAUCCAAGAUCUGACAACCCUGCCUCACGGACAAAGCCCAGCCAUGCAACGACAUCCAAGCUCGCCAUCACGUAAACGAGCAAGGACUCGGGUCGAAGUAGAGGUCGGUUCCGUUCCCAACUUCGUUGCUCGAGGGAUCGUCACCAUGGAGCAAGCUGAGCUCUUCUUCAAUGCUUUUUUUCAGGGAUGCGAUCGCUAUGUGCCUAUCUUUGACCCUCUCCACGAUUCAUUCCAGUCCAUCAGGGCCAGGAGUUCAUUGCUAUUCGACGCCAUCGUGGCGAUUGGGAGCGGUGUCCUCGGGGAUGACAGCUCACAAGUGUCCAAUAUGCUCAACUUUCAACUCAAGAAGAUGAUCAACCUCGCCAUCGUUAGCCCGGAAUAUGCCUGUCUGGAAACCGUGCAGGCGCUCCUGAUCAUAGCCAGCUACUCCGCAGAGCGGUCAUUGAUACUGGCGUUCGCAACAAGGAUGGCCGUGGACAUCGGACUGCCAGAUGCAUACGAGGAGUUGACAAAAAGACUCGUGGAUGGCGCGACAGCGGGCGUACGGGGUGACUCCAACCUGACUGAAGCGGAACUGAUGAGGCGUGCCAGAGCCUGGUUUCAGUUGAUGGUACUCGAGCAGAUCCUCCGCGUGGAUGCGGGCAACCUAAGGGCUUUUCAGCUCCGAGGCAAAGCGCGGAGAUGUCGCAUACUGCUGAAUCAACCUUUCUCGACAAUCCUUGAUCUUCGCCUUCUGUCACAAGUAGAGUUAAACGCUCUACGGGAGAAGAUUCAUGACUCUCUUUCGACAUGUGACAAAGACGACGCGGACGAAGUCAUGGCAAUAGUCCGAGAUGCUCAAAUUGACAUCGACAUUUGGUAUGACGAUUGGCAGAGCAUAAUGAAGCGAUCGUCGACUGCAGAGACUCCAGUACUUUUGCUCAAUUUGGAAGUGCAGAAAUAUUGGUCUCAGGCAGUGAUCUUAUGUCGAGCAGUGCGUGCACUUGGGAAUGAAAACAUUUCCGAGAUGUCGGUCAGUCAGCGACACCUGCUAACAACGGCGAAAACGGCGCUGGAAAGACAUCUUCGAAUCAUUCUCGACCAGCCACAGAACUACCUGGCGCAUUUUCGAUAUGCAAUGGACUUUGUUUGGGCCAAGGCUGCAUUUUGUUUCCUACUGCUCCUAAAGUUGACGCGCUUGUUACCCGAGGAGGACACCACAUUCAAUCAACAGCUGCUGCACGACGGCUAUGUCCUGCUAAGUGAACUCAACAAAGCAGGUGGUGGAUCGUCCAGUGGUGGGGGCAGGAGUCAGACCAGCAAGAUGUAUUUGCAGGUACUUCAAUUGAGCAUCCAGAAGUACGCACGAGCAGUUCAAGGCGAUCGGCUGAACCAACAGAGUCUUCUGGCGGAUGAACCGGUUAUCAUCCAAGACAUGCAAUCGCCGCUGAACUUCUUUUGGACUUCGGACAACCAAAGCGCCCAGAAUGAGCUUGAAUCAUUCAUACCGGAACAAUUUGUUUUCGAAUGGGACUUCCCUGGUCUGACACUGUUUUCGUCCCCUGAUGUGGGAGAAAACUUUCUCGACGAGUUCUUGAUGGGUACCAAUGUUGACGCGGAGUCCUGGUUCCUGGGUGUCCCAGGAUGA
Messenger RNA from Exophiala xenobiotica, 1929 nucleotides. RefSeq lists its product as uncharacterized. The transcript is spliced from 4 exons. Gene Ontology annotation, molecular function: DNA-binding transcription factor activity, RNA polymerase II-specific; transcription cis-regulatory region binding; zinc ion binding. The coding region runs from base 1 to 1929 and encodes 642 amino acids. The record is from RefSeq and is a predicted model, not a curated record. Lineage: Eukaryota; Fungi; Ascomycota; Eurotiomycetes; Chaetothyriales; Herpotrichiellaceae. Gene Ontology annotation, cellular component: nucleus. Gene Ontology annotation, biological process: regulation of DNA-templated transcription.